This is a messenger RNA of Myxozyma melibiosi, 1373 nucleotides long. RefSeq names its product t-SNARE. Bases 280 to 1320 code for a protein of 346 amino acids. The record is from RefSeq and is a predicted model, not a curated record. Gene Ontology annotation, biological process: vesicle fusion; endoplasmic reticulum to Golgi vesicle-mediated transport; intracellular protein transport. Gene Ontology annotation, cellular component: Golgi membrane; endomembrane system; SNARE complex. Gene Ontology annotation, molecular function: SNARE binding; SNAP receptor activity. The transcript is spliced from 6 exons. Lineage: Eukaryota; Fungi; Ascomycota; Lipomycetes; Lipomycetales; Lipomycetaceae.
UGGACGAGGUUCAGCUGCGUGUUCUCCUGGCUGCUGACAACCGUGACUGACUUUGUACGAUAUCUGUUAUAAUCAUAGAGUACGUAUUGAGAGAUUUGCUUGGAAGGUAUUGAUUGCUGCGUGAAAAAGAGAGGGACAGAUCAGGUUAUCGUCAGAUUGUCAAGAGCUGCAGUGCUGCAGCAACCAGCCAAUUUCAUCUCGAAUACGGCAAGACACUUGAGUCUUGACUGAACACACAAUCAAAAAGGAAAGAAGGGAGAGGAAAUCAAAAUAUCAGCAAUGGCAGUCGCAAUCCAGGAUCGCACGUCCGAGUUCAGGUCGUGCGUGGCGGCCGUAUCGAGGAUAAACAACUCGACCGCAUCAGCAGCCCGAAGCCAGCUUCUGGCACCAACCUCGCCUCCACCGCUCGGUGGUGGCAGCAGUGGUGGAAACGCGAUUCAGACCCGGGGUCAGAGGACAGAGUUUGCGAUGCGGGCGGCGAGUAUCAGCAAGGAUAUCAACAGCGCGAUGAGUAAACUCCAGAGAUUGGCGCAAUUGGCAAAGCGAAAGACAUUGUUUGACGACAAGCCGGUUGAGAUUGCGCAGCUGACGUAUGUGAUCAAGCAAGACCUCGCAAAGAUCAACACGAGCAUCUCCGAGCUGCAAACGUUUGUGAAAACGGGCAAGAAGCACUGGGGUCGGAAGGGCGAGAGCCAGGUGGACGAGCACUCUGAAAACGUCGUUGUGCUGCUGCAGGGGAAACUUACUGAUGUUACUGCUGGGUUCCGUGAGGUUUUGGAAGUUCGCACAAAGAAUAUUCAAGCUUCGAAAUCGCGGACAGAGCAGUUCAUCUCGUCGAGCUCUGCCGCGGUUAAAGAUCCCAACUUCCAAACUGCAUCUCCACUAUACUCGCAAGCAAACGGUGGCGGCGCGAGCAGUUUAGAAAACCCAUAUGGAGCUACGGGUGAUCCUGACAAUCCGUACGGGUCCAAGAACACGGAUGGAGAGUAUCUGACGGUACCGGACCAGCAGCAGAGUCUGAUGCUGCUGGAAGAGCAGCAAGAUACGUAUAUCAGUGAGCGGAAUACGGCGAUUGAAGCUAUCGAGAGUACUAUCCACGAGCUUGGAGGUAUCUUUUCGCAGCUGGCGACGAUGGUGGCCGAGCAGCGCGAGGUUGUGCAGAGGAUCGAUGCGGAUACUGAGGAUAUCGCAAUCAACAUAUCAGGAGCCCAGCGGGAGCUGCUAAAGUACUUUGCGACAGUGUCGAGCAACCGGUGGCUGAUGAUGAAGGUGUUUGGCAUAGUUAUCCUUUUCUUUUUACUUUGGGUGUUGGUGAGCUGAGCAGGUGGUUUUGUUAUUAGUAAGCUGAAUGCAGAUUAUUACAUACUCACAGG